Rhineura floridana is the source of this 7276-nucleotide messenger RNA. RefSeq lists its product as uncharacterized. Gene Ontology annotation, biological process: regulation of autophagy. Lineage: Eukaryota; Metazoa; Chordata; Lepidosauria; Squamata; Rhineuridae. The coding region runs from base 116 to 1099 and encodes 327 amino acids. The transcript has 2 exons. The record is from RefSeq and is a predicted model, not a curated record. Gene Ontology annotation, cellular component: mitochondrion.
UUUAGACAGCACAUAUUCGGUGCUGGAAUCGAGGAGAACAGACAGCACAGGAGAAAAGCUGAGCCGGGAGGCUUAGAAACAGUCAAGCUGUAGCAGCCACAAACUACACUCAGUAAUGGCUCCUCGGAUAAGACUGAACAUAGCAAAGCCUCUUCCAACCAUAAGUGAAGCCCUUGAGGAUAUUCUAGAUGACAUAACAAGCAACACAAAAGAUUUUGGAAAUGCUUGCAUGAGCCCAGAUUCUUGUUCAGGUGAAGACUACCUUCAGUCUAUCUGCCAGCUGGCAAGACCUACCUUUCUGGUGCUACCUGAAAGUAAGCGUAAAGUCCAAGACAUAGAGAAGCUGGGAAUGCUACACAAUAGUCACAGGGUCUUUAACUUGUCUGAGACACCUAAAAUGGUCUCCAGAUAUAAAAUAAUUGACAUCCUUCCUAGUGUGAGAACAUUAGAAAGAAACAGCUUCAUUCUUGAUCGUAUCAAAGCCUAUUCAAGCUCUAAGGCUGACCCACUAGAAGAGCUGUAUGCAGAAGCUGAGAAGACUCGUUGGUGGAGUUAUCCUAAUGGGAGUAAUAACACUCACCUUGACUAUUCGCAGCAUGACUUCCAUGGUGCCAGUCUAUCUGAACCUCAAGUAAAAACUUUGGAGGAACCAGUUGAUGUCACCUUACCCAGGCUCCCCUCCCCAAGACCGAUGCAGAGAGAAAACAGCAGCCCAGAGCUAAGAAGUCUGAAAAACCAAGGCAGGAUGCUAACUCUGGAGAGUGGUCCAAAUCAGAAAGAAAAUGAUCCUCUCAUUGUUAAUGGUAAAUCAAUCUGGCUGCACCCACCCAGAGAAACUCCAGUGGGGGCCAAAAGUUUGAGAUCUUCACAAAGAGAGCAACAGACUCUGAAGGCAGCAGCCAGCCCUGACAAAGAGCGACCAAAGCCUUCCAUUUAUAAUCACAAUGUGAAAGGACAGGUGAGUAACCGAGAAGGCAGUGUGCGAUACUUCACCAUUGAUCAAAGAAAUGCUAGCUGUGACUGGAUUUCAGAAUACCAAAGUGCUUGGAAAGAAGCCAAGGUGAGAGCUUGCCUGCUCCCUGCCAUUGAAGAAUCAUGAGUUACUACUUCAUUUGAGGAAAAUAUGGAGGGCAUCACUUCUACCUGUGUUCAUAGACAGUCGAUGUACACUGCAGACUGCAUUGUCCAAAUGACCUGAAGAACAUCCAGAACUUCAGAGAAUCAAGUGAGCAGAACAAAUUGCAGUGCUGAAUGGAGAAAACAUUGCAGGCUCAGUCAUCUUAGAUAUUCAGAUAAUGACUGUAAUGAUUAUACAUUUUGUAACCUGGGUGAAUAUAGAUGGUACAUACACUAAAUAAGCAGAUCUCUUUAGAGUGUUCAGGAUGCAGCUGUACAGUUUUGCAGAAGCAUUUCUUGACAACAAAAUUUAAAAUUCCACAUGUGCCAGUCCUGCACACAAAUAUCAGUUGUGCAAGCAUUUUAAGAAUUCAUCUAGAAGACAGAGUGGGGACACAGAGGCUUCAUCUACAUCCCCGCCCCAAACAGAAAAACUUCAGUCUUGUGGGAUUUUUAACAUCACCAUUGGAGAAAGAGGGAGAGAGAGCUAAUCCAGAAGGGCAUAGAAACACACGUCUAUGUUAAUCAGGGCAAAAGAACUCAAGAAAAGCCCAGCUGGAUCAGACCAAAGGCCAAAGAUGUAUCUGGGGAGCCCACAAGCCAGGCACAAAGGCAACAGCCCUCCCACACUCUUGGCGCCACACUAUUCAAUUAACAGACUCUAAAAAUGGGGGCGUGAUAUAGCCAUCCUGGCUAAUGGCCACUGAUAAACAUUUAUACUCCAUGAAUCUGUCUAAUUUCUCCUUUAAAGCUGCCCAACCUUAAUGACAACCACCACAUCUUUGGGCAGCAAAUUCCAUACAUUCAUGAUCUGUUGUGUGAAGAAUUUGUUUUCCUUUUGUCUAUCUGGAUCGCCAGGUUCCCAAGGUAGAUUGUAUUUACAUCUGCUCAGCCCUGCAGUCAGCCUUCCUUAUUAGGUGGGGAAGCCACAUUUCUAGGUGGUGCAUUUUGGGAGGAGAGAGGUGUAUAAUGCCAUCCAGGACCCUCACGACAGACAGACAGACAGACACUGGUGGAGAGGAUGUGAGGGUCAGACAGGAAAGGCAGUGACCUUCCCCUUCACUCGCCUGCCAUGCAGAGAGUGUGCUAACUUACAUAACCGGCUGUGUAAAGGUCAAGUUACUAGAAAAUGUAAUUUGAACACCAGGAAUUAAAUUACUAGCAUUUUGUUUUGUUUCAUAAGAAAAAAGGAUGUUAAGGAUACAGUGAACUCCUGUAUUUACAUUACAGCUCUGCCUUAUUCACUGAUUUUUUCAGAUGGUCCUGUUCUUAAAUUGGGUCCUGUUCUUAAAUUGCUCCUGUUCCUAAAACAAGCUGUCAUUCUUUAAAUGGCGGCUAUGAUUGUCUGCCAUGUCACAAAUUAAAUAACCUUCCCCCCGCCCCCCAAAAAAUCUGGACAGGGCGAAGCACAGCCUCACCCUGGCUAUAGGGCUGUAUCCACUUAUAGCCAGUUUAUCCUAGCCUUUGUAGUUUCACCCUUACUUUUAUGUUGCAUAUCAUCUUUCUUUAUAGGGCUUAGGCCCUUCCCCUCAGCUGCCACUUCCUAAGACAAAGGAAGGUCCCGGCUCUUUCCUGAGCAGUGGCCAAACAGUCCUGUACUGUAGCAGGCUCCUUUGCGCCCCAGUAAGUUACAUCUGCUAAACCAUAUAACCAAAUGCUUUUUAUUUGUUCUACAAGCAUAAUAAUGAAGAAAAUGUAUUUUGGUUUUGGUUACUCUACAAUAAGCAGUUAAGGAACCCUGUACUUUCUCCAGUGCACUGCAGCAGCAGUAGAAGUUCCUUUAUCUGUUAUCCUGAAUCCUGUCACUUGGAGGCCUUGUCACCAAUAGAGAGAAGCAAGUAGGUGUUUGCCACCUUUUGGUGUCCAGAUAUAUUAAGUGGUUCCCAGUCCCACUCUCCAGGACAAUUGUUUUACACGCAUGCGUCGAGUGCUGCUGUGUUUAAUGCCACAUAUGACUAUUGAUAUAAAAUUAGUAAACAGGGGACUGAUUACUCUGUUUCUUUCUAAUUUAGGGAGACCGAGCCAGACUUGUCUGGAAAUUAUUGCUAAAAUUGGGCUGCCUAUGCCUCUCCUGUAUCUUCUUGCUGCAUGUCUAGUGGUGGUGUUUUAUCAUUUUGUUUUUUUUACGCAAACAGACCCCUUUUUUGCAUCUCAGUAACCCAGCCGGCAGUGUGUCAUUUUUUUCAAAGCGUGUUGUACUACUUUCUGCAUCAACUUUAUUAGCAUGUAAUUUUAUAUUAUGUACAGUAUCUAACUCUUACCGUACAUGUGACAUUCAAAUGGCUGCCUGCUUCACAUGCUGCCACAUUAGCAAAAGCACUGCAUGCUCCUGUAGUUUGUUCCUCGUAACUCCCAUACACUACUCUCUCUUUUUACCGUAUACACAUGUAAUGUGGACUCAGAAUUACCAUGUACAUAACUCAAAAAUUGUGUAUCCCUUUGAUUUGUUGCUAGAUAUAGCUUGGAUAUGUAGGCAUAUAUAUCCACUGACUUUGUAAUGCCUGAACUGGACCUAAGGGGUACUGCACAGUUGCUAUUUUGUACUAUUGGCUGUUGCAGGCAUGACCAGUAGAGGUAAUUUAAUUGGUGUGUUAUUCCUAGAAACCUUCAUUUUUAAACACUACAAAUCUUGGGAGGGGAAAUGAUAAACAUUUGCAAACCCUCCCUCCUCAUAUUGGAAGAGGUGAUAUGAAUAUUAACUCUGCCAUGUGAGCUUUGAUUGAUGAGGAAGCUUUAGUUCUGAAUAGAAUAAGACAGAAUCCUAUUUCCAGUAUCAGUAGAAAAAUCACCAUGUGAGAUGGAGAUAGGUUAGCUUCAAAUCCAAGGACAAACCACAAUACAUUCAAUGACAUAGGGUGCAAUCCUAUACCCAGUUAAAUGGGAGAUAUUACAGGACUGCGCUUGUAGGUGUCUUGUUUACAUUUGUGGUAGGACAGACACAGAGUGUGUACACAUCAUACAUUUAAAGCACAUUAUCCUCUCCCCCCCAAAAAAAUCCUGGGAGCUAUAGUUUGUUAAGGGUCCUGGAAAUUGUAGAUCUGUGAGGGGAUUUUAGAUAAGGAGAAACAUUUUUAAAGCUUCCCUAUGUGGUUUUAAAAAAAUAGGAAAAAAAUAGAAACCCAGCGUAGCAAGCAAAGAGCUGGGAAUUAAACAUUUCUUUCUGAUGUGGUAGUUUUUGUAUUUGGAAGGAGUUUUUUUUCAAUAGGGGAAGCAUUCAAAGGCAAUACCCCCCACUUGUAGUCUGAAAUGGUGUGGUCCAGUCUACCACCUCAUGCUGUUGUAGACCAAGCCUCAAAAAUAAUAAAAGUAUAGGGAGAGUAAACAGUUUGACUUAAAUAAGCUCAUUAAUUCCAUGGUCCAGUCUAACGAGACUAUUAAUAGCAAUUCAUUACUGUAUAAAUUUGCAGUGAAUUCCAGAAUGAUUGUACACGAACUGUAUAUUUGUCUCCACCCAAAAUGACCAUGUGCUUUUCAUCAUCUUCUGUGAACCCUGUAGAUUUUUGUCAAUGCCACACUGUCUCUAUUGUGCAUAUGGUACACUUAAAAGAGACAUCUCAUCAAAUAUGCAAUUUACUAUAUUGUCAUUCAAACGUGCUUACCAAAAAAUGUUCUAUCUGGAAUCAGUGUUCAUUCCUGCUUUUGGUUCAAUCAAUAGAUGAAGUGAAAAAGUAAAGCCAUUUCCAUGGUGUUUGCUGCUAAUCAAGCUUGUACAGCCUUUGGGGGAAGAAAACGGAUAACAAAAACAGUCACAUGUUCCAAACAUUGCUAUGACUGUACCUAGGACAAAGCUCAUAACAUGCUAUCUGCAGUGUCAUAUGUCUUUGCGAGCUGCCUUGUGGAUUCGGUCAUGAACAGAAAGUCAGAGUAAAAAUAAAAUUAAUGUUAUGCUCUAAGCUUCAACCUACACAUAGCUAAUUAGGAGUAUGUGCCAAAUCAGCAUGACGCACUUCCCAGUAAACAUGCAUUAUUAGUAAGUAAGCUUUAUUGCACUCCCUGAGAUUUCAAAGUAAACAUGUUUUUAGAUCUAUGAUGUAUUUCCACUCCCAGGAAAUAAAUUGCUAAUAUGCAUGCUUUAAAAAUAAAACCAUCAGGAAGCAGCAGCUACAUGUAUAUAGGAGAAACUGACAGCGAGGUGGCUGGCUCUGUACACGUUCAGAGUACAGCUUGACUGAUAAAACUAAUUUAAGAACUUUCCCCUAAGGAUGGAAAAAUCUGUUAAUGUUGGUUUCUCAUUUUUCCAAUCUUAAAUUCAGUUCUCCACAUUACUGCAGUAAUUUUAAAACAUCCUCAUGAAAAUCCUCCAGCAUUUUAGCUGGCAUUUCUCCUAAUAAAUACAUUUUGUAGACAGUUUUGACUAGUGUACAAGUUUUUGCAAGCAUUUUCUUAUUAUAUAAUGCAGUUUUGUAUCUUAUCUUCACUCAUAUUUAUUUUUAUGCACACUUUCCCUAUGUAUUUUUGUAAACAUUGCUUGGUUGGCGAGCUGUUUUGCAAAAUUCGAAGAAGUGUGAAUUUUCAAGGAUGGCUGUGUUUUGGUCCUCAUAAGUGAUAAUAUGACAGAUUCACCUUAAUAUGAAAACCCAGUUGAAUUUAUGAUCCAUCCCUACUUUCCCCUUAUGUUUUUCUGCUGUACCAUAUUGUCAAAAACGGUGGGACAGAUUGCCACCUUAAUUCUUGCCCCAUGGCUAUGAUCCCUGGCACACAUACUUGGAAGUAUGAUUUGUGGGAAGCAGUAGGCCAUAGGGAGCAGGGCCGGUGCAAAAGGGUGGCCAGGUAGGGCCUUGCCUGACGGCCCCUGCGGCCCAGAGAGAUCCGUGCAGGGCCCCUUCUUAGGGUGUGGGAAUAGCGUUCCCCUUCUGCAAUCCUUGGCAGGGUCAACUCCUGACCCUGUCACAGAUUGUAGAGACAGAGCUCCCAACCUCUCCAACUGUGCUGGCCUGUGGCGCCUGCCCACUCCACCUACCUCUUCUCCUUUUCUGUGAAUGUCCUGCAUGCUGCUUGUGCAGCUGCCAUCAACCAAGAUGGCAGCAGAGGCUUCUCUAAAGGAAUGAUGUCCCUACUGCCAUCUUGACUGGUGGCAGGCAUGUGAGCGCACGCAUGGCAUCAACAAAUAUGGUGGUGGGGGAAUCAGUCCCUUAAAGAAGCCUCUGCCACCAUAUUGGUUGAUGACAGUGACCUGGCGCUGCGUGCAGGUCAUUCACAGAAAGGGAGAAGAGGUAGGUGGAGAGGUCCUGCACGGUCUGGGGGGGCUGGAAGCAGGGGGUCCAGGCAGGCUGGUACCCAAGAGCCCAGUCACUCCUGGUGCCAGCCCAGAUAGGGAAAGUGUGUGUGUGAACAAUGGCCACAUGAAACACUUGGUUUAUUUAUGUGUGUGUAUGAGUUGCCACAUAUCGACAAAUAGAACUUCACAUCAUUUCUCUCUCACACACAAUACUUUACAGUGGAGUGAGUUCACACAUUCAGUUGCUAGCAACAGAGUGUAGAGAAAGCAAGUGAGGUGUAUGCAAAUGUGAAUCAGAACUAGGAUAUAAAUCUUGCACAUGAAUGCAAUUGUUAUAGUGCUAAUCCAAGGUAGCUCCCUAGAAUUGUUUGAAAAUUCCUCCAGCCAUUAAAAGAGGCUAGAAAGAUGUUAAACAAAUACUCUUCUAUAAGGAUGCUUUACUGUCUAGCUCCUGAUAUUUCAGGGGGAUUUCUGUAUCAUAGAAUCAUACGGUGAUUGGAGGUCCAAUGUUAAAUAGCAUUUACCCUUAGGAAGUUUCUUAUAGCCAGUCUGCUUCCCUGCCAUUUCCACCCAUUGGUUCUAGUUCUGCCCUCUGGUGCAUAAAAGGUCAAGUAUGUCCCAUCUUCUGCAGGAGAACCCUUCAGGAUAUUUGAAGAUCACUGGCACAUCUCAACCUAAUCUUUUGUUCCCCAGCUCUUUCAACUGUUCCUCAGAGGUCUUGGUUCCAGACCUCUCAAUAUCCUGAUCACUCUCCCCUGGACAUCCUUCAGAGGGUCACCAUGUAUCACUCUAGGAACCAUGGCCUGUGAUGGAAAAUUGCUCACUUACAUCAGGAACUAAAGAGCCAUGGGAUGCACAAGGACUUGAGUAUGUCUGGUGGAUUUUUUUUUUAAAGCAUACAUACACACAAACCCAAUGCCAUAUCCUAAUAUGCUUUUCAAU